Messenger RNA from Panthera uncia (snow leopard), 939 nucleotides. Its product is annotated as putative olfactory receptor 10D4. The record is from RefSeq and is a predicted model, not a curated record. Bases 4 to 939 code for a protein of 311 amino acids. Gene Ontology annotation, biological process: G protein-coupled receptor signaling pathway. Lineage: Eukaryota; Metazoa; Chordata; Mammalia; Carnivora; Felidae. Gene Ontology annotation, molecular function: olfactory receptor activity; G protein-coupled receptor activity. Gene Ontology annotation, cellular component: membrane. The transcript has a single exon.
AAAAUGAGAAAUCACACAACGGUAACUGAAUUCAUCCUGCUUGGAAUCCCGGAGAAAGAGGGCCUAGAGACUGUCCUUUUUUUCCUGUUCUUGUCAUUAUAUUUGUGUACUCUCUUGGGAAAUGUGCUCAUCCUCACAGCUACCAUCUCCUCCUCUCGGCUGCACACUCGUAUGUAUUUUUUCUUGGGAAAUCUCUCCAUGUUUGACCUGGGCUUCUCUUCAACCACGGUUCCCAAGAUGCUGUUAUACCUUUCAGGGCAGAGUCAGGGUAUCUCUUUUCAGGGCUGUGUGUCCCAGGUCUUCUUCUACCACUUCCUGGGCUGCACCGAGUGUUUCCUGUACACAGUGAUGGCCUGUGACCGCUUUGUUGCCAUAUGUUAUCCUUUGAGAUACAUGGUCAUCAUGAACCGCAGGGUGUGCUCCAUCUUGGCCACAGGGACCUGGACGGGUGGCUGUGUUCACGCCAUUAUUCUAACCUCCCUCACCUUCCAGUUGCCCUACUGUGACUCUAACCAGGUGGGCUACUACUCCUGUGAUAUACCUGCCGUCUUACCUCUGGCCUGUGGUGAUAUAGCUCUAGCCCAGAGGGUUGGUUUUACAAAUGUUGGUCUUUUGUCUCUCGUUUGCUUUUUUCUCAUCCUUGUUUCCUACACUCGCAUUGGGAUCUCCGUAUCAAAAAUUCGCUCAGCAGAGGGCAGGCAAAGAGCCUUCUCCACCUGCAGUGCCCACCUCACUGCAAUUCUUUGUGCUUAUGGACCAGUAAUCAUCAUCUACCUACAGCCCAAUCCCAGCGCCUUGCUUGGCGCAAUAAUUCAGAUAGUGAACAAUCUUGUUACCCCCACGCUGAACCCACUAAUCUACAGCCUGAGGAAUAAGGAUGUAAAAUCAGCCCUUUGGAAUAUAUUUCACAAGAGAGGCUUCUCUGUGAAGAAUAAAUGA